This is a messenger RNA of Ilyonectria robusta, 1059 nucleotides long. Its product is annotated as Tho complex subunit 7-domain-containing protein. The transcript has a single exon. Bases 1 to 1059 code for a protein of 352 amino acids. Lineage: Eukaryota; Fungi; Ascomycota; Sordariomycetes; Hypocreales; Nectriaceae. The record is from RefSeq and is a predicted model, not a curated record. Gene Ontology annotation, biological process: mRNA processing. Gene Ontology annotation, cellular component: THO complex part of transcription export complex.
AUGGCUGCUUCAUGGGACCUCUUGGACCAAGAGGGCGAGAUUGAGCUGCACAAAACUCGUCUCCUCAACGUGGAAGAAAAGCCUUUCAAGCGAAUAACCAAGCGUCUCAACACUCUUUCAAGCCUGACCCUACCCGCCGAAGCCCUAAACGGCCACCCAGUCGACCCUAAAUACAAACUCGACCAGCUGAAGGAGGACCUCACCCUCGAUUUUGCAGCCUUCGACAGCACCAUUACGCGACUACAGUUUCUCCACCACGCCAAUGCUCGAGAGCGUGAGCGCUAUACAGACGACCAGCAUCGCAUCCUGACCGAAUGCCAAGCCGUCCGAGCGAACAAUACCCAGCUCCGCGAGCAGCUGGAAGCCGCCCAGGCGACCCUUACGCAGCGCAAGAAGUUUGACGAGCUGGCGGAAAAGAUCACCUCGAAUCGAUUGCUCCGUCCCCGGGAAGAUCAGAUUACUAACCUGACAAAGCUGGAGGAGGAGUGCCGCGAAUUGGAACGCGAGAGUGAAACCUACAGCGAGACAUGGAGGGAGAGGAGAGAACAGUUCAACAGAAUCAUGGAGGAGGGUAUGCUGCUGAGACGGCAAAUUCGCGACGAGAAGGAAGAGGUCGACCGACGAGAAGGCAUGAAUGAGGGCGAUGACGAGGAUGCGGAGGUCGAUAAACCUGGACAAACCCCCAGGCUCGAACCAAGCGGUGACGCAACGCCGCGACCUGAAGGGGACAGCCAACUAAAGGCAGAUGGCGAUGCCGGAACGCCACUCCCAGAAGCAUCAUAUGGCGGAAGGACACCAUCGAGAGACACGCCGGGACCAGAUCAACUGAAGCCGUUGCCAGGCCCCUUGGGAUCUCUGUCCCGAAGUGGCAGCCAAGCGCCCAGUCGAGAUCCCUCCCCUAUGCCUCACCAUGACGAUAACAAGGCUGAGUCAGGAGAGGACAUAGAGAUGGAAGACGACGACACGGCGCGGCGCGUUGGGGAGGAGGGAGAGAACGCCCCCCAGGUCAUUGUUGAGCCACCUGAAGGCAAUGAUGACAAGAUGGAGGUGGAUAAUUAA